This is a messenger RNA of Anopheles bellator, 3086 nucleotides long. RefSeq names its product lamin Dm0. The coding region runs from base 311 to 2002 and encodes 563 amino acids. The transcript is spliced from 6 exons. The record is from RefSeq and is a predicted model, not a curated record. Lineage: Eukaryota; Metazoa; Arthropoda; Insecta; Diptera; Culicidae.
UUGUCCGUAAAAAAGACCCUCGCGGCCCGAGUUUUGUGUUGUAACUACUGUCGUUACGGUGCGGCGAGGUGUAACGCGUGUCGAGGUGGUUUCGACUCGACCGGAAACUGUGUAAAAACUGUGAAAAAGUACGACAAUCGAAGCCGACAAGCGCGCCGCGUGCCCUUCCGUCCGCGCGUCAUUUUGUGUCCGCGUUUGUGUGCGUGCGAGUGAAAGGCCUUUGGGCGGCUUGUGAAGUUUGUGAAGAGGAAACAGAGGAGUCACGAUUUGGGUUUGAGUUCCGCCGGUGCAAACCACACGCUGUUUCAAGAUGUCGCAGAAAACGAAGCGUUCCGGCAUGUCGACGCCGGUGCCGUUUCAGGCCAGCACACCGGUCCAGGGUGCGAGUGCGGCGUCGUCGGGCGGCGGUGCCGCGCACCAACACCGACCGUCGAGCCCGCUGAGCCCGACGCGCCUCUCGCGGCUGCAGGAGAAAGCGGACCUUCAGGGCCUGAACGACCGGCUGGCCUGUUACAUCGACCGGGUGCGCACCUUGGAGCAGGAGAACACGCGCCUCAACCACGAGGUACGCACCUCCCAGGAAACGACGACGCGCGAGGUGUCCAACAUCAAAGCCAUGUACGACCACGAGCUAACCGAUGCGCGCCGGCUGCUGGACGAGACGGCCCGUGAACGGGCCAAGAAGGAGAUCGAAUACAACCGCGCGGCCGAGGAGAAUGAGGAUCUGAAAAGACGCUUGGAGCGCAAAACGAAGGAGGCGGCCGAUGCCGAACGUAACGCCCGUGCCCAGGAAUCCCGCGCCAAUGAGCUGUCCGGCAAAUACAACACGCUCCUGUCCGAGCACAAAAAGGCAAAGGAAGAGCAGAAAGAGAUGGAGAAGGAGCUGGCCAAGCUGAAGAAGCAAAUGGAGGCGUUGCGCAAAAACCUCGAGCAGGAAACGCUGGCCCGGGUCGAUCUGGAGAACACGAUCCAGAGCCUGCGCGAGGAGCUCACCUUCAAAGAUCAAGUCCAUAUGCAGGAGCUGACCGAGACGAAGACCCGGCGCCAGGUUGAAAUUAGCGAAAUCGACGGCAUGCUUUCGCAGCAGUACGAGGCCAAAAUGCAGGAAUCGUUGCAGGAGCUGCGCGAUCAGUACGAUCAGCAGAUGCGCGGCCACCGGGAGGAAAUGUCCGAUCUGUAUGAGACCCGUGUCCGUGAUCUGGAGACGCAGAUGAAUGCCGAGCGGCUGCGCCACGCGCAAGAGAAGGCCAAGCUGAUGGACGAGAUCGAGCGGCUGGGCAAGGAGAUUUCGCUCCAGCUGCAAGAGUACCAGGACCUGAUGGACAUCAAGAUUUCGCUCGACAUGGAAAUUGCCACGUACGACCGGAUCCUGGCGUCGGAGGAAACGCGUCUCAACAUCACGCCCGGCAGCCACACGACCACCUUCUCGUCGACCGGCGUUAGCUUGUCGCGCAGUGGCCAGGUUCGCCGCACACCGAGUCGUGCGGCGGCCAAGCGUAAGCGCACCGUGCUGGAAGAGUCGGACGAGCGCAGCAUGUCCGACUACUCGGUCACUUCGUCGGCCAAGGGCGACAUAGAGAUCGCGGAAGCGGAUCCGGAGGGAAAGUUUGUCAAACUGCACAACAAAUCCGGCAAGGAAGUUCAAAUCGGCGGCUGGACGCUGACGCGUAAGGUCGGCACCAACGAGACGGUAUUCAAGUUCCACCGCACCGUGAAGGUGGACGGCGGAGCGUUCGUGACCGUGUGGUCGUCCGACCUCGGCAAAGACCACGAGCCGCCGGCAACGAUCGUCAUGAAGGGCCAGAAGUGGUUCCACGGCGACAACAUGGUCACGCAGCUGCUGAACGCUGAUGGAGAGGAGGUAGCCGCUUCGGAGCGCCUGAAGAGAAUGGUAUCCACUGCCGCAUCGCGUCACCGAGAGUAUUUGGGAAGCUAUGGGGGCGAAGAGCUGUACCACCAGCAGGGAGAACCCAAAGGAGACGAAAAGUGUCGCAUCAUGUGAAACCCAAGCCACCAAGCCAGGAGGGACGGUGGCCGCGGUGGGCUUCUGGUUGGUGUCGACGGCGACAGCACCGACAACAUAUAAUUUUAAACUCUAUUUUACUUGUGUAGCGAAAUAAGAGAAUAAUUUUACGAGCAGGGCAGGGCGCGCGCAGAUUCGUCCCUCAGACGCGAAGUGGAGGACGAUUCUCCCCACGUUAUCAGAACGUGGCCGGACGCGCCCACGCUAACACGGGAUCGUUCCUGCAACGUUCCCCUUACCGUUUUCUUGCCACGUUCCCCGAAGGGGCUCGUGGAUCACAAUAAAUAUUUUCCAUUUUCAGACACAGCAGAUGGCGGUGUCCGGGAAGAAGUCCUUUUCGCUCCGUGCGUGGAGCAGUGCAUUUCUCGGGUACUAGGCAUGUUUAGUGCGCGAUCGAUAAAGGCCAUUGGGAGGGCGCGGACACUACACAAACGCUACUUAUAUUACCUUCCCGGAGGGUGGCGCACCAUUUUUGACACAUUUUUGGUGGGGACCGAUACCGAUAAAACGAUCAAAACAAUACACGAAAAGAAGCUAAGCGUGAACUAACUGGAGAGGGACAGAAGGGGCCUUUUGUUUGUGGAGAUAAAACCGCGUCCGUGGAACGUGUAUACCGCGAGACGUCAGAAUUAGGUGCAUGGUGCCCGAAGCGACAACCUGCGCCCCCCCCGGGGGCCCGACCACCGAUAUUUUCAAUUUGAUAUUUAUUUCGUUUUGCUUCAUUUUUAUGUGUACCAAAACAAUGCCAUAUAAGCUGCGCUGCCCUUUUUGUGUUUCGUUUCCAAUUUGGUUGCUUUUAAAACGUCGGCAUCACCUUUCUUUCGGCUGCACUCGCCCUUUAGCUUCUUUAAUUUAUCGAAAAACAUUGGCCUUCCGGUAAUUAACUAACCAAAACUAAUCACAUUGCACACUACCGCGAUAACGUUUUUCUUCCUUCAUUCAUGUCGUGUACUUGUUCGGCUUUGUAAACAAAACAAACACAAAGCCUGGCGAACCGGAGAAGCGCUCCCUUAACACAAACGAUUAUGGCGUACUCUUAAAGGCGAUGCGAGAGACCGAGAUG